UUGCUGCACUUCGCACGUUGUUUUUUAUAUCUUAUAUUAAGGUUUAAUAAAAAUCAUAGUAAAAACUACAUAAAAUAAAAUGGACAAACAAGAAGCAGUAUCAUAUGCAGCCAUGCUCAAAGACAUAGUAAAUUUUAUGAAUCCUUUGGAGAGAGAAGAUUUGAUAUCAAUAUCGCUUACACAUGUGCUCUCUUUGAGUGGUUCAAUUGAUGGCAAAAAGGCUAUAUUGCAACAUGAUGAAGUAUUGGUGGCCGUAUUUAAUCUCGUUGACCACAAAUUCAAUGAAAUAGCCAAAUAUGCUGCAUUAACGCUCAUUAACCUAACCGCAGAAGAAGAAGACGCCCUAAAGGUGUUUGAAAUCGCGAAAUCACUGAAUCCGGCUUUCCCUUUGAUAGCAACUGCAAUUAAGGAAGUGGUCGAUGAGAAUUCAAAGACAGCCGAUCCCUGGACAAUGGUGCUAAGCAAUUUAACACGUAGUGAGAAACUAGUUGAAGACAUAAUUGUUGAAUUGGAAAAGGACAGUACAACGGUACCAAAAUUACUUGAAGCUUUUACAAAACUGGAUUAUAACAAACAAAAUAUGAAACUGCAUUAUUUGGCUGCUAUAUUUUGUAAUUUGACACAAACUGCUAGAGGUCGCGAAAUUGCUUGUGAAGACAAAUAUAAUUUCCUCGAAAAGAUAUUACCGUUCGCUUCGUAUGAAGAAAAUAUUGUUCGUCGUGGCGGCACAAUAGGUAUUUUAAAAAAUAUUUGCUUCGAUCCGGUCUACCAUAAUAUUAUAUUAAACGAAAAGGACGACAUACUGCAUACGAUAUUAUAUCCACUGUGCGGACCUGAAGAGUUCACAGAUGAAGAAAAUGAUAAACUACCUCUGGAACUACAGUAUUUACCUGAAACGAAAACACGCGAGGAAGAUCCUGAUUUGCGCAAAAUGCUUUUAGAGUCACUGCUGCAGUUAUGUGCCACGAAGCGUUAUCGCGAAGUUUUGCGUUCUAAAGGUGUCUACGAAAUAUUGCGCGAAUACCACAAAUGGGAAGCGAAGUUUGGCAAAGAUGCCGAGUGUCUUUUGGCAUGUGAAAACGUCGUUGAUAUUCUAAUCAAGAAAGAGGAGGAAAUCGGUUUAGAUAACUAUAAAGACGUGCAAGUACCCACUGAUGUUGCGGAAAAAUUUGUAAAAGAAGAUAAUGAAUAUAUGGAGAAUCUUUUAUAAUUUACAUUAAAACAGAGUGCAUAUAAUAUAAUAUUAUGUAACACUAAGGAA
Bactrocera latifrons is the source of this 1261-nucleotide messenger RNA. Its product is annotated as protein HGH1 homolog. The coding region runs from base 80 to 1210 and encodes 376 amino acids. Lineage: Eukaryota; Metazoa; Arthropoda; Insecta; Diptera; Tephritidae. The transcript is spliced from 6 exons. The record is from RefSeq and is a predicted model, not a curated record.